UACCACACUGAAAACUGGUUUGUCAGGCAGAGCUGAAUUCUGAACCCCUGGGCAGGGUUUUGGACCCAAAUCCUCAUUCGACAUUCACGAAUAUCUCUCUCUCUCUCUCUCUCUGAAAUUCCGCACCUUAAAAUGCAACAAUUUGCUAUCUUUAACUAAAAAAGAUGGCAUUUUGGUGUAGAAUAAACCGCUUCAAGCUCAAGCAUUACUCACAUCAGAUUCAAAGAUACUACCUUGGCAUCCCAAAUGGUGCUUCUCUCAAUUCAAAUGCUUCACACACUAACCCAUGUGUUGUGGACAAGCCAUAUUGGGUAAUUCACAGCGGAUCCACUUGUUUUUGCAACAAUGUUAGGUUUUUUGCUGCCCCAGUUCAGUCUAAGCUGAAGAAGGAAAAGGACACCAGCGGGCCACGUAUGAAUGGCGAAAUCACAGCCCCGUUUGUUAGGCUUGUGAUAGAGAAAGGGCAUGAACAAGUCUCAAGGCAUGAAGCCCUGGAACGUGCCAGGAAACUCAAGCUCGAUUUAGUGGAGGUUCAAAGAAAGGCUGAUCCACCUGUCUGUAAACUUAUGGACUACCACAAAGAAAAGUACAAAAAGCAGUUAAAGGGAAAAGACCGUGCUAAAAGCAAGUCUGAAGUGACUUUGCGAAAAGGAGACUGCAAAGAAGUUCGUUUUUCAUGGAAAACUGAAUUAAAGGACUUAAAGAUCAAAGCAGAUCAAAUCAUAAGAUUGAUGGAGCGUGGUUACCGGGUGAAGUGUAGGGCCCAGGGUAAAGAAGGUCAGGACUUGGGAGGAUUGCUAAAUCGUCUCUCUGCUUUGAUUGAAGAUGCAGCUCUUGUGGAAAGUGGACCAGCAGUGAAAGAAACAGAGGCACAUGUGAUAAUCAGGCAUGUCAAGUUUGGCCCAUCCAGGAAAGGUGGCGUAAAAAAACUGAAGGUCACUGCACCAGCAGCUGUCAAUUCUGUUGAUCCCCUUGAAGAACUGAGUUCUGCUGAAUCUGGCUUGGAAACUGAGGAAGAGAUCCUUAGUGAUGAAGAUGACCUGCCUAUAUUCUCUUCCAUUGAAAUUACAGAUAAAAAUCUUGAAAAGAAGAAGAAUGCCUGGUCAGUUGUUGAUUCUAGUGAUGAUUUUGAGAAAGUAUUCGAUUUUGGUGAUAAUGUGAAUGGGGUAGCUUCCGGGUCUACUGAUAAACAAUUGAAAACUGGACAAGAAACAGCCUCUCCUUCCUCAAAUGUUAAUGUUUCAGACUUUUCGCGCCCCUCACCGCUACCUGAUUCUAUAAGAGCAAAUCAAGUUCUAUCCUCACCACAAGGACCUUCCUUUGGUACUGAAAAUAGGCACAAAAGAACUGAGCCAAGGAAUCAAUUCUCACCAACAAAACCAAUUGAUAAUCCCCAGUUUCCAAAUCAAAGAAGGCAGCCUCCAGUAGAUAUGAAUUUCUCGCCUUCAGUGGCUGAAGGCAGGCAAGUUGGGACUGAUGCUUCUACAAGCAGAAACUUAAGGGUUCCUCCUAAUAACAUGCCCAAGCGAGAACAAAGUCCACCUGGUGCUCCCAGUGCCCCAUCACCUGGUUAUGGCAUUUUUAGUGCUCCAAAUGCUCCUGGGAGAGGUGUUGUAGCAGCAGAAGCUCAUAGGCAGAGUGAAGGAAACCCUCAUGAUUCCUCAAGGAAUCCUGGCGCAACAGGGGACAGCCAAAGGCCAGGCCUUGACAAGGGUGGGGCAAAGGCAUGGGGAAUAUUUAGUCGAGAUAACCCAAAUGUGGUACCCAACAGGACAUCUAAGCCAAACUAAGGAUCAGAGAUAAUGCAUACGUUAUACUGAUUAUUUCAGUGAAUAUUUUUGACUUUAUGGGGCCAAGAGUUCUGGUGAGGAUGUUAACUUGUCAUCUUGGGAUGAAUUAAAGAUUGUUUUUGCCUUUAUGAUGUGUUACAAUGGUAAUGCUAGAAACCACAUUUUUAUUAUAUCACGAAUUCACUCUGCUUAUGUUGUAGUGUCAAUCAGUUAUUAAAUUUUUUUUUUUUUUUUUUUUAACAAUGACUGAUCGACAUUGUCACGUCAGCAAAGUGGAAUAGUGAUGGAAUAAAAUAGUAGUUUCUAGCAUUAUUCGUGUUACAAAUACUUAGAACUAGGAGAAUUCCAUUGUGCUGGGCGGGUUAAAUAACAAGAAAUGUAAUAUUAUCAAUUGUUCAAUAAUUGUUUCACAUUGGUGGUUUAUUGACACCAGUGGUGUAAUACAAGUAUUGUCUUAAAUUC
Messenger RNA from Alnus glutinosa, 2252 nucleotides. RefSeq names its product translation initiation factor IF3-1, mitochondrial. Lineage: Eukaryota; Viridiplantae; Streptophyta; Magnoliopsida; Fagales; Betulaceae. The record is from RefSeq and is a predicted model, not a curated record. Gene Ontology annotation, molecular function: ribosome binding; translation initiation factor activity. Gene Ontology annotation, biological process: translational initiation; ribosome disassembly. The transcript has 8 exons. The coding region runs from base 165 to 1790 and encodes 541 amino acids.